UUUAACAAAAAAAAAAAAAGUACCAAAAAUUUCAGAGGUUAAAGUUUUUAUAUUUUUUUAGGAAAUAAUCAUGGAUACCGAAUAUAAAUUAUCUCACAAAGCCAAAAAACGAAUUAAAGAAAUCAAACGAAAGGCUCGACCAGAGUUGGCUGAUAAACACCAAUGGACAGCUUUAAAGUAUGCAAGUAAUUUUGAAGAGUUUCUAAAAUGUAAGGACAAUGUGGAUAGAAUAAAUGUUAAUGAAUUCUCACCAGAAGAGUUUAUAGAGAAGUAUGAAAAAAUUUACAAACCAGUCGUGAUUACGCACGUCCAGACCAAUUGGCGAGCCAAUCACAAGUGGACGCAAGACCGCCUUGCCAAAAAGUAUCGCAACCAAAAAUUCAAGUGUGGGGAAGAUAAUGAGGGAUAUAGUGUGAAAAUGAAAAUGAAGUAUUACAUAGAGUAUAUGAGGACAACGACUGAUGAUAGUCCGCUUUAUAUUUUUGAUAGCAGUUUUGGGGAGCAUCUGAGAAGGAAAAAACUCUUGGAAGAUUAUGACGCACCGUUAUACUUUAGGGAUGAUUUAUUUAAGUACUGUGGGGAGGAGAGACGUCCACCUUACCGCUGGUUUGUCAUGGGACCGCAGAGGUCUGGAACUGGUAUACAUAUUGAUCCGUUGGGUACCAGUGCCUGGAAUGCCUUAGUCUUUGGGCACAAGAGAUGGUGCUUAUUUCCUACAGAGACUCCGCGAGAAAUGAUCAAAGUUACUGGAGCGAUGGGCGGAAAGCAGAGAGACGAAGCCAUUACUUGGUUUAAACUUAUUUACCCUAAGACACAGCUGGAUUCUUGGCCCGAAGAAUACAAACCAGUGGAAAUUCUUCAAAAGCCUGGUGAGACAGUGUUUGUCCCUGGAGGCUGGUGGCAUGUGGUUCUCAACCUUGAUGACACAGUGGCAGUCACACAGAACUUCUGCAGUCGCACCAACUUCCCAGUGGUGUGGCACAAGACAGUGAGAGGACGACCUAAGCUUUCAAAGAAGUGGGCUAAAGUUCUAGAAAUCAAAGAGCCUGAGCUUUACAAAAUUGCGAGUAGCAUGGAUUUGAGCCAAGGCACAGGAGUAGCCUCCGAUAGCUCAUCAAAUAGUAGUUCAUCCAGUAGCGACAGUGACAGUAGCUCAACAGCAAGCUCUAAUGAAGAGGACAGUGGCCAGGAAAGCAUUACGGCACAUAAGAAAAAGAGAAAACGAAAAGUUUGAAAAUAACUUCUAGUUUGUUUAUAAUAAGUUAUGUCUAGUUUGUUUAUAAUAAGUUAUGGUUUAUUUGUCUUGUAUAUUAAAAGCCAGCUUUCCGUAUUACUAGAUUAUAAUUAAACAUUUUAAACAAUUUAUUUAUUAGACAAUUUGUUGUUUGUCAAACAAUAUAAUUUUUUUUGUUAAAGGACCAACUUGAUUAAUA
Maniola jurtina (meadow brown) is the source of this 1433-nucleotide messenger RNA. It is a transcript of the gene PSR, whose product is annotated as bifunctional arginine demethylase and lysyl-hydroxylase PSR. Gene Ontology annotation, molecular function: histone H4R3 demethylase activity; P-TEFb complex binding. Gene Ontology annotation, biological process: phagocytosis. Lineage: Eukaryota; Metazoa; Arthropoda; Insecta; Lepidoptera; Nymphalidae. Gene Ontology annotation, cellular component: nucleus; cytoplasm. The transcript is spliced from 3 exons. The record is from RefSeq and is a predicted model, not a curated record. Bases 71 to 1234 code for a protein of 387 amino acids.